AUGCCUGCCGUUGAUCUCGCCUCCGUUCCCGCUGUCUCCAGCAAGGAGAUUGCUGAGUCCGUCUCUCUGCUCGAGGGCGCUCUCAAGAACCUCAACCUGGCCUCUGAGCAGGCUGAGGUAAACACCAUCACUACCAGCCUGACGCAGAUGCUCUCUGGUCCUAUUCCCGAGCAGGUGCUUCCUCUCAAGGCCGUUGAAGCGCUUACAGCCCAGCUUGCCAAGAAGAAAGACCCCAAUGCUCAACUGCGCGCCGCCCAGGCAGUUCGUGCCAUCGCUUCUCACCCCACCAUCGCCCCUGGUGUUGAGCCCCAUCUUCUUACUUUGCUUCGGUCCGUCCUUGCGGUCAGCGGCACCAAGACAAUCAAGAAUAAGCCCAAUCCCACGAAGGAAGAGGCUGAUCAGGCUGCUCUAGCCAUUGUCAGGAACAUCAACGGCAACGCUGUCAAGGCCGUCAUUCCUAUUCUUCUGGACUCUCUUGACAGGACGAAGAAUGAGGGAGAGAUUAUCGCAGCGCUCGACUGCAUUGAAGAGCUCGUCAAGUCAUCCCCUGUUCAGAUGGCGUUCCGUGUUCCUGACAUGAUUCCCCCUCUUUCGGCGGCUAUGGGAGACUCCAGCAAGGACGCCACGAAAAAGAUUCGUGGGAAUGAUUACAUUCCUGCUAAGCCCGCGAAGGGCAAUAAGCCCGAGCAACCGGCAGAGCCAGCGAGGAUCGGUACUCUUGAGAUCGUUUGCGGCCUGAUCAUCAACAAGGAUAUUGAAAAAUUCAUUCCCGAGCUCGUCCAGUGUAUCGCUUUUCCCGAAAAGAAAGUUCCCGAGACUAUUCAUCUGCUCGGCGCUACCACUUUCGUUUCCGAAGUCACCGGCCCGACACUCGCCAUCAUGACUCCCCUGCUUGAGCGUGGUCUCGCUCAUGAUCAGCCCACGCCCAUCAAGCGCAAGGCUGCUGUUAUCAUCGACAACAUGUGUAAACUCGUGGAUGAUCCUCAGAUUGUUGCGCCCUUCAUGCCUAUUUUGAGGCCCAAGCUCGAGAAGAACUACAACGAGAUCGCCGACAAUGAAGCCCGUGACAAGACUGGGCAGGCAUUGAAAACUCUCCUGCGUGUUGGUGGUGUCAAGGAUCCGAAGGAUCCGAAAAACCCCGAGAUCUCGACUGCCGGCGACAUUGGCACUAUUCGAGACAUCUUGAAGGAUAUCCUCGCCGCCAAGUUCAAGUCCGAGGCUGAGAAGUCCGAGGCCGUUGUCGACUACGUUUCUGCUAUCGCCGGUCAGCUCGUUGACGAGAAGAUUGGCGAGUCUGCUGACUGGACCCGCAAUGUUCUUCCUUACAUCACCGCCAUUAUUGGUGAAGGUGAGGCCUCGGCCAUUGUGGAUACUCUCCGCAAACGCGCUUCUCCCCUGGCCGCCGAAGAGGAAGCGGUUGAAUCCGAUGAAGAGGAGGGUGAGGAUCUUUGCAACUGUACCUUCUCGCUUGCCUAUGGUGCCAAGACCCUUCUCAACCAGACAUCCCUCCGCUUGAAGCGUGGCCAGCGUUACGGUCUGCUUGGACCUAACGGUUCUGGAAAGACCACACUCAUGCGUGCCAUCAACAACGAGCAGCUCGAGGGUUUCCCCAAGAAGGACGAGGUCAAGACCGUCUACGUCGAGCACGACUUGGACUCUGCCGACACUGAGCAGACCGUUGUUGGCUGGACCAUGAAGAAGCUUCGUGAGGUUGGCCUUGAACCCGUCCAGGCGGAGGUCGAGGCUAAGCUUGAGGAGUUCGGUUUCCUUCGUGCUCAAUUCGAGGGUCCCAUCACCGCCCUGUCUGGUGGUUGGAAGAUGAAGCUCGCUCUUUGCCGUGCCGUUUUCGAGAACCCGGAUAUCCUCCUCCUUGACGAGCCCACCAACCACUUGGACGUCAAGAACGUCGCUUGGUUGGAGAACUACCUCCGCACCUCUCCUUGCACCUCCAUCAUCGUUUCCCACGACAGCAAGUUCCUCGACAAUGUUCUCCAGCACGUUAUCCACUACGAGCGCUUCAAGCUCAAGCGUUACCGUGGUACCCUGAGCGAGUUCGUCAAGCGUGUUCCCUCUGCUCGCUCUUACUACGAGCUCGGUGCUAGUGACUUGGAGUUCAAGUUCCCCGCGCCUGGUCUUCUCGAUGGUGUCAAAACCAAGUCCAAGGCCAUUAUCCGUGUCAACAACAUGUGCUACCGUUAUCCUUCUGCGGAAGAGGAUCAGAUCAAGGACAUCACCUUCCAGGUUUCUCUGAGUUCUCGUAUCGCUGUCAUUGGUCCUAACGGUGCAGGUAAGUCUACUCUUGUGGACGUCCUGGCUGGAGAGAAGGUCGCCACCGCCGGUGAGGUCUACCAGCACGAGAACAUCCGUAUUGCCUACAUUAAGCAGCACGCUUUCGCCCACAUUGAUCACCACCUCGAUAAGACUCCCUCCGAGUACAUCCAAUGGCGAUUCCAGACUGGCGAGGACCGCGAGACCUUGGACCGUGAGAACAAGCACAUGACCGCGGAAGACGAGAAGGCGGAGUUGAAGGUCUACAACAUCGAAGGUACCCCCCGUCGUGUUGCCAGUGUCCUUAGCCGUCGCAAGUACAAGAACACCUACGAGUACGAGUGUACCUUCUUGCUCGGUGAGAACCUUGGCAUGAAGAGCGAGAAGUGGACGCCAAUGAUGUCCGUGGACAAUGCCUGGAUUCCUCGUAACGAGAUCAUCGAGUCUCACGCCAAGAAGGUCGCCGAGGUUGACGCGAGAGUUGCCGCGGAAAGCGCUGACGUCCGUCCAUUGGUCCGCACGGAGAUUGAGAAGCACUGCGCCAAUUUCGGUCUCGAUUCCGAACUUGUCUCCCACUCCCAGAUGCGUGGUCUCUCCGGUGGUCAGCGUGUCAAGGUUGUCCUUGCCGCUUGCUCAUGGCAGCUCCCCCACGUGAUCGUUCUCGACGAACCCACUAACUACCUCGACCGUGACUCCCUUGGUGCUCUCUCCAAGGCCAUCAAGGCUUUCGAGGGUGGUGUUGUCAUCAUCACCCACUCUGCUGAGUUCACUAAGGACCUUACCGACGAAGUCUGGGCUGUCAUGGACGGAAAGAUGACUCCUUCCGGACACAACUGGGUACAGGGGCAAGGAACUGGUGAGAGAUUGAAGGAAAAGGAGGAGGCUGAGGAGGUUUUCGACGCCAUGGGUAAUAAGAUUGUGGUUGAGAAGAAGGUCAAGCUAUCUUCCAGUGACAAGCGCAAACAGAAAAAGGCGCGUCUCGCAAAGAAGAAGCGUGGAGAGGAUGUUGACGACGAGGAGGACUUUUAG
Molecule: messenger RNA, 3297 nt
Organism: Aspergillus mulundensis
Lineage: Eukaryota; Fungi; Ascomycota; Eurotiomycetes; Eurotiales; Aspergillaceae
Product: putative translation elongation factor eEF-3
Exons: 4
Coding region: 1-3297 (1098 amino acids)
Molecular function (GO): ATP hydrolysis activity; translation elongation factor activity; ATP binding
Source: RefSeq, a predicted model, not a curated record